ACCGCGAUCUCCCAAAUCAUGUUCUGUGGGCUUCUAUCUUCGUCGUCUUGGCUCUGUCACUUGCAAUGCCGUCUUGAUUAGUUUCAUGUCUCUUCCCACCAAACGCUCCGCCCCUACCAACACUUCUGACUCCAUCGCCUCCAGCAGCUCCGUCGCUGCCUCUCCCGUCACCCUCUCUCCCCUGAUGAAGAAGGCCAAGUCGCAGGCCGUCGCUUGUUCUCUCGACUGCAAGAAUGGCCUUCACAACCACCACCAGGGCUUAGCUGCUUCCGACGACGUCGUGUACGACCCCUCCUCUUUGGGCCUAGAUGAGGAUCUCAAGACCGACGACCCCACUGCCCUCCCCAAUGCGCGCGGGAUCAUGGCCGCCAAUUUGUCCCGGAAGAAAGCUACGCCUCCUCAGCCACCUAAGAAGCUCCUUAUCAAGCUUCAUAAAGCUAAACCAACCCUCCCUCCGAAUUUUGAGGAGCAUACAUGGGCUAAGUUGAAGUCAGCCGUUUGUGCUAUAUUCUUGAAGCAACCCGAUUCUUGUGACUUAGAGAACCUUUAUCAGGCUGUGAAUGAUCUUUGCCUUCAUAAAAUGGGGGGAAGUCUCUAUCAACGAAUUGAAAAGGAGUGUGAAUCACACAUAUCUGCUGCGCUCCAGUCUUUGGUUGGCCAAAGCCCAGACUUGGGCGUUUUUCUAUCUCUUGUAGAGAAAUGUUGGCAGGACCUUUGUGACCAAAUGCUGAUGAUUCGUGGUAUAGCCUUGUAUCUGGAUAGGACAUAUGUCAAGCAAACAACAAAUGUACGCUCAUUAUGGGACAUGGGCUUGCAACUCUUCCGCAAACAUCUUUCGCUGUCUUCAGAAGUAGAGCACAAAACUGUUACUGGUGUUCUACGAAUGAUUGAGAGUGAAAGAUUAGGUGAAGCAGUGGAUAGAACUCUUCUAAAACAUCUUUUGAAGAUGUUUACUGCUCUAGGAACUUAUGCAGAAAGCUUUGAGAAGCCAUUCCUUGAAGCUACAUCUGAAUUUUAUGCUGCUGAAGGUGUGAAAUACAUGCAGCAAUCAGAUGUUCCAGACUACUUGAAGCAUGUUGAGACUAGAUUGCAUGAAGAACAUGAGAGAUGCUUGAUCUACUUAGAUGCAAGUACUAGGAAGCCCUUAAUAGCAACAACGGAAAAGCAACUUCUUGAGCGUCAUAUUCCUGCCAUUCUUGAUAAGGGUUUUAUGAUGCUUAUGGAUGCAAAUCGUGUAGAAGACCUUCAGAGAAUGUACUCACUCUUUUCAAGGGUUAAUGCACUUGAAUCACUAAGGCAAGCAUUGAGUUCAUACAUCAAGGGAACUGGGCAGGGAAUUGUGACGGAUGAUGAGAAAGACAAAGAUAUGGUUUCUUCCCUUCUGGACUUUAAGGCUUCUCUUGACCAAAUAUUGGAAGAAAGCUUUUUCAGGAAUGAAGCAUUCUGUAACACCAUUAAAGAUUCAUUUGAGCAUCUUAUCAAUCUUCGUCAGAACCGACCAGCAGAGCUGAUUGCUAAGUUUUUGGAUGAGAAGCUUCGUGCAGGUAACAAGGGUACUUCUGAAGAGGAAUUGGAGGGCACACUUGAUAGAGUUCUGGUUUUAUUCAGGUUCAUUCAGGGCAAGGACGUGUUUGAAGCGUUCUAUAAGAAAGAUCUUGCGAAGAGACUGCUUUUAGGAAAAAGUGCUUCCAUUGAUGCAGAAAAAUCUAUGAUCUCCAAGCUGAAGACCGAGUGUGGUAGCCAGUUUACAAACAAAUUGGAAGGAAUGUUCAAGGACAUUGAAUUAUCAAAAGAAAUAAAUGAGUCCUUCAAACAGUCAUCCCAGGCGAGGACAAAACUUCCAUCAGGAAUUGAAAUGAGUGUUCAUGUCUUAACAACAGGGUACUGGCCAACGUAUCCACCCAUGGAUGUCAGGCUUCCUCAUGAAUUAAAUGUGUACCAGGAUAUUUUCAAAGAAUUCUAUCUAAGCAAAUACAGUGGAAGGCGUCUGAUGUGGCAAAAUUCAUUAGGUCACUGUGUCUUAAAGGCCGAGUUUCCUAAAGGAAAAAAGGAAUUGGCCGUGUCUUUGUUUCAGACUGUUGUCUUAAUGCUAUUCAAUGAUGCUGAGAGGCUAAGCUUUCAAGAUGUCAAGGAUGCUUCUGGUAUUGAGGAUAAGGAGCUGAGAAGGACUCUGCAAUCCCUAGCAUGUGGAAAAGUUCGCGUCCUGCAAAAAUUACCCAAAGGGAGAGAUGUGGAGGAUGAUGACUCCUUUGUUUUUAAUGAUGCAUUUACAGCUCCUCUUUACCGCAUAAAGGUUAAUGCAAUUCAGAUGAAGGAAACGGUGGAGGAGAACACCAGUACUACAGAGAGAGUUUUCCAAGAUCGUCAGUAUCAGAUUGAUGCAGCCAUUGUGAGGAUAAUGAAGACAAGGAAAGUGCUGAGCCACACCCUUCUUAUUACUGAACUCUUCCAACAGCUGAAAUUUCCAAUAAAACCAACUGAUUUGAAGAAACGGAUUGAAAGCCUCAUCGAUAGGGAGUACCUGGAGAGGGACAAGAGCAACUCUCAGAUAUACAAUUACCUCGCAUAAUGUUUUCUCGACAAUGCUUAUGAAUUUUUUUCUCCGUAAAUGACAUGGGAGAGGUUUGAUGUUUAGUCCCCUGUCGUAUGUACAGUAACUCUGUAAUAUCCUCCCCUGCAGCCUCGCUUACCUCUUUUUCACAUUGCUGAUGACAGUACUAGAAUUGUAAAGCGUAUUCAUCCCUUUGAAAUUAUUGUCCAAGAUGGGCAUCAGCACUUGAAAAGUCAAACCCCCCCCCCC
Molecule: messenger RNA, 2800 nt
Organism: Neltuma alba
Lineage: Eukaryota; Viridiplantae; Streptophyta; Magnoliopsida; Fabales; Fabaceae
Product: cullin-4
Exons: 17
Coding region: 86-2569 (827 amino acids)
Biological process (GO): ubiquitin-dependent protein catabolic process
Cellular component (GO): cullin-RING ubiquitin ligase complex
Molecular function (GO): ubiquitin protein ligase binding
Source: RefSeq, a predicted model, not a curated record